Messenger RNA from Pomacea canaliculata, 1095 nucleotides. Its product is annotated as fucolectin-like. The transcript has 3 exons. NCBI's taxonomy places the organism in Eukaryota, Metazoa, Mollusca, Gastropoda, Architaenioglossa, Ampullariidae. Bases 90 to 746 code for a protein of 218 amino acids. The record is from RefSeq and is a predicted model, not a curated record.
UAACAAGUUAUCUCACCAAAGCCAGGUAGACCAUCAUCACGGACAGGUUGAGAGACUUCACUAACACCGAGGACCGACACAUCAUCACAAUGACACACCUGGUGGCGAAACCUUUCUUCACACACCUGUGUCUGGACACACAUCGCUACACACAAGUGGUGUUGCUUUGUAUGUACUUGUAUUUCUUCUCAGCUGUUCUUGCUUCUGAGAACGUGGCGCUGAGGAAGCCGGCUCGUCACAUCUCUACUUUCACAAACUACCCAUUAGCGACGGCUGACAAGGCCGUGGAUGGCAACACAAAUGGUGCCUUUUCUAACAACUCCUGUACCCACACUAAUGAGUUCUACAACACUUGGUGGAAGGUGGACCUAAUGGGCUUCUACAACAUCACCAGCGUACAGCUCUUCACGAGGACAGACGCACGUUGGGACAGAUUACAAAACUUCGAAGUUCGUGUAUCUGGCACUGACCCCACGACCUUUCCGUCCGGUGAUGGACAGCAGUGUGUCUACUAUAGAAAUCAAGUGGCUCUAACCGGAACUUUGCUCAACUGCACUCGUCCUAUCACAGGUCGCUUCGUCAGUGUGUUCAAGCAAGCCAACGAGGUUCUCACCAUCUGCGAGAUGUUUGUCUUCGGGACGAAGCUCGACAUCUCCGGUAAAGCUAAUUACUGUAGUGUCAGGUCAAAUUUCCUUUCUUGCCCUAGGAAGUCCACGACAGAAAUUUUUCUUGUGCUUGCAAACUAAAAUACAUAUACAAACAUGAGCAUAAAAGCAUUAUAUAUCAGCAUUACAGAUAUAGUAUGAGCAUGACAAAACAUAAUUACCAGACAAACCCAUACAAGAGCCAGACCCUACAGUACCUGUUGGUAGAACUCUCAGACCAACUCUGAGGUCGGUCCUUCAGGAAUGAUCGUAUCCACAUCACUAGGCUGCUCCUCACAUCCACGUCUAGUAGUCUCUAAAGAGGAAGGUGUGGCUGGAGUGUAUUGAAGGCGCUGGAAAAUCCAUGAACAGGACCUGAACAUAGGUGCCAGAGGUGUCCAGGUGUUUACGAUAGUCUCCAAAAGAGUGAGAGUGGCAUCAGACAUCCCCC